Molecule: messenger RNA, 4114 nt
Organism: Meleagris gallopavo (turkey)
Lineage: Eukaryota; Metazoa; Chordata; Aves; Galliformes; Phasianidae
Source: RefSeq, a predicted model, not a curated record
UCGGCCAGCCUGCAGAUGGCAGCAACCACCUGCAGCAACCGAACCGGUGGGGACCGCGGCCACCCACCCUACAGCUCGGAGGACACCCCCAGCACCGCUCCUGGGAGUCUCUCCCUGCUCCUUCACACCACUUCUCCUUCUCCAUCCCAACACCGGCUGGAAGCCCCCCAGAGCCCUCCCGCCGUCCGGACCCUCCAUCUCUCGGCCGAAAGGAAGGGAUGCUCAGCCCCUAGCACCCCCCCAGCCAUGAGCAUGUCAGCCCUCCCUGAGCCCCUGGGCCGCCCACGGAGCAGCUCCUUCCGCAGCCUGGCUGGGACUCUGGAGGCCAACCUGGGCAUGGGGACGCUGGAGGAGGACAGGGAGGAGAUGCGCAUCCUCAAGGUGUGCUUCUACAGCAACAGCUUCAACAUGGGCAAGAAUUUCAAGCUGGUCAAGUGCCCCGUGACAACAGAGAUCCGGGAGGUGAUCAGAUCCAUCCUGGUGAGCGGCCGCAUCGGGCCCAACAUCCAGCUGUCCGAGUGCUACGGGCUGCGCCUGAAGCACGUCAAAUCAGACGAGAUCCACUGGCUGCACCCUGAGCUGACGGUGGGCGAGGUGCAGGAGAAGUACGAGUGCCUGCACCUGGAGGCCGAGUGGAGGUACGACCUGCAGAUCCGUUAUCUGCCUGAGGACUACAUGGAGCGUUUCUUAGAGGACAGGACCACACUUCUCUACUUCUACCAGCAGCUCCGCAGCGAGUACAUGCAGAACUACGCCAGCAAGGUGAGCGAGGGCAUGGCCCUGCAGCUGGGCUGCCUCGAGCUCAGGAGGUUUUACAAGGACAUGCCCCAAAAUGCACUGGAUAAGAAGUCCAACUUCGAGUUCCUGGAGAAGGAGGUGGGCUUGGACCUGUUCUUCCCCAGCCAGAUGCAGGAGAACCUGAAGCCCAAGCAGUUCCGCAAGAUGAUCCAGCAGACGUUCCAGCAGUACGCACUGCUGCGGGAGGAGGAGUGCAUCCUCAAGUUCCUGCAUACACUCUCCACCUUUGCCAACAUUGACCAGGAGAGCUAUCGCUGUGAGCUCAUUCAAGGGUGGAACAUCACGGUGGACCUUGUCAUUGGGCCGAAGGGCAUCCGGCAGAUGACAAGCAAGGAGGCCAAGCCCACCUGCCUGGCUGAGUUCAAACACAUCAAAUCCAUCAAGUGCUCCAGCGUAGAGGAUGGCCAGGCUGUGCUGCAGCUGGGGCUCAGCGGCACCCCCCAGUCCCUGGCCAUCAAAACGUCGUCUCUGGCUGAGGCAGAGAACAUGGCUGACCUCAUUGAUGGCUACUGCCGGCUGCAGGGGGGCCUGGACACAUCCCUCAUCGUCUUCCCCAGGAGAGAGAAGGAGAAGAGGAGCAGCCUUCCACGGAUCCCCAUCCCGCACCUGGAGGAGCGGCACUCUGCUGUAUCUGACAGCCUCAGUGUGGAUUCUGAGAUUUAUGCUGAAAUCCCUGACGAGACCUCGCGCCCGAGAUCUGGAGCCCAGCACUACGGGAUCUGCCGGGAGGACAUCACGCUGGGAAGGAUCCUGGGGGAAGGCUUCUUUGGCGAGGUGUACGAGGGCACCUACACUAACCCGAAAGGGGAGAGGGUGAAUGUGGCUGUGAAGACGUGCAAGAAGGACUGCAGCCCUGAGAACAAGGACAAGUUCCUGAGUGAGGCAGUGCUGAUGAAGAAGUUGGAUCACCCCCACAUCGUGAAGCUCAUUGGCAUUGCAGAGGAAGAACCCACCUGGAUCAUCAUGGAGCUGUACCCCUAUGGGGAGCUGGGUCAAUACCUGGAGCAGAACAAGCACUGCCUCACCGUGCCCACGCUCGUCCUGUAUGCGCUGCAGAUCAGCAAAGCCUUGGCGUACCUGGAGGCCAUCAACUGUGUGCACAGGGACAUUGCAGUGAGGAAUAUCCUGGUGGCCUCCCCAGAGUGUGUGAAGCUGGGUGACUUCGGACUCUCCAGGUACAUCGAGGAUGAGGAGUACUAUAAAGCAUCCGUCACCCGUCUCCCCAUCAAGUGGAUGUCUCCCGAGUCCAUCAACUUCCGACGCUUCACAACAGCCAGUGAUGUCUGGAUGUUUGCCGUGUGCAUGUGGGAGAUCCUGAGCUACGGCCGGCAGCCCUUCUUCUGGCUGGAGAACAAGGACGUGAUUGGGGUGCUGGAGAGGGGCGACCGCCUGCCCAAGCCCGACCUCUGCCCACCCAUCCUCUACACCCUGAUGACGCGCUGCUGGGACUACGACCCCAGCGAGAGGCCCAAAUUCAAGGACCUGGUUUGCAGCUUGAGUGACAUUUACCUGAUGGAGAAGGAGCUGGCAAAGGAGCAGGAGCGGAACAACCGCCACCGGCCUCCCAAAAUCAUGGAGCCACCAACUUCCCAGGAGCCGCCCCCCAAGCCCAGCAGACCCAGGUACAAACCUCCACCCCAGAGCAACCUCCUGGCACCCAAACUGCAGUUCCAGGUGCCUGAGGGUCUGUGUGCGAGCUCACCCACCCUCACCAGCCCUGCCGAGUACCAGUCUCCAGCCAGCUCCCUGCACACCCCUCCGCUCCACCGCCACAACGUCUUCAAGCGCCACAGCAUGCGGGAGGAAGACUUCCUGCGUCCCAGCAGCAGAGAGGAGGCACAGAAGCUGUGGGAGAUGGAGAGGCUGAAGAUGCGGCAGGUGCUGGACAAGCAGCAAAAGCAGAUGGUGGAGGACUACCAAUGGCUGCGGCAGGAGGAGAAAUCCCUGGACCCGACAGUGUUCAUGAACAACAACACUGCUCUGCUGCUCCCGGAGAAGGAGACAGAUUACAAUGGUGUAGCGGAGUUCACGGCCCCCCCCCAGAAGCCUCCAAGACUUGGGGCACAGUCCAUCCAGCCAGCUCCCACUGCCAAUCUGGACCGCACGGAUGACACGGUGUACAGCAACGUCAUGGACCUGGUGAGGGCUGUCCUGCAGCUGAAGAAUGAGAUCAGUCUCCUGCCGCCAGAGGGGUACAUCCUCGUGGUGAAGAACGUGGGCCUAUCCCUCCGCAAGCUGAUCGGCAGCGUGGAUGAGAUCCUGCCCAUCUUGCCCGCCACUUCCCGCACCGAGAUUGAAGGGACCCAGAAGUUGCUCAACAAGGACUUGGCUGAGCUGAUAAACAAGAUGCGCCUGGCACAGCAGAACGCCGUCACCUCCCUGAGCGAGGAGUGCAAGAAGCAGAUGCUGACAGCCUCCCAUACCUUGGCUGUGGACGCCAAGAACCUGCUGGAUGCUGUGGACCAAGCCAAGGUCCAGGCCAACCUGGUGAAGCUGUGCUUGGAGUGAGGGAAUAUGAAGGGGUGGGGAAGGAGAAGAGGAGCAGAGGCAACGCCGCAUUGGUCGGUGGCGAUGGGAGGAGAGCGGUGUGGACGAGCUGGCUUCUGUGUGUCUCCCGUGGCCUCGCCGCCUUGUCCUCCAUGUCCCCCUCCUCCUGCAGCUGCUUGUGUCUUUAGCAUCAUCUCGUCAGUCUUCUGAAGAAAGGAGGUGCCUGGUGACACGUCCCUCCAAAGGACUGGGGGUGGCCUGGCUGUCCCCAAAGGUGGAUGAAGGUCCCUUUGGCUCAGUGGCACCAAUGGGGCUGUAUGUCCAUUCGGUGGGCCCAAUGGGGCUGUCCAGUGGGUCCGUGUGUCUAUCCAAUGGGUCUCCAUGUCCGUCCCAUGGCCCCUCCCAGGGGCAGCACAUCCAACUGGGGACCCGCGCCCUGCUGCUCGGUGCUGGGAGCUGUGGACACGGUGACCAGGGGAGCUGGCUUCCCGGGAGGGGCUCACUGGAGGGACUGUUUGCAUUUCCUUGUACAUUAUAUAGAAGAGUUUAUUUAAUAAUGGGCGUGCGUCGGGUUGGUUCUCGCAUCCAGCCCCAGCCUGGGGAGUGUGGGAGGGAUGGGUCCCUGUGCCCGCAGCCGUCAGUGCCACAAACCAGCCGGGAGAAUGGGGCCUCUUCCAGCUGAGUUUACUCCAAGCUACUCUAUGUAAACGACAGCAGCAACAAAUUCUCUGUUCGGUUUGUGCUUGAAUUGGAAAUCGUACGGUUCGGGCUUUUCCCCAGCAUCUUCCCACAACGCUGCUCGCGCUGGCUGAGAUAAACCAUGCACCAA